AGUGCGGGUCCCUAGUAGCCUCCGGGCAGUGGGCGGGCCCAUCGGCGUCACGGGUCCUGACAGGGAAGACGUGGGCAGGUCCUGGCAGGGGAGAGUCGUGCUGGCAGCCGCUGGUGUGGAGGUGGCACCUGCGGGAUGGAAUCUCGAGUCCCAGACGCCCGGACCGGGGAGGCUGAGCGCGCCUCGGGCGAGGGCACGGCGCGGGGCGGCGGCGCGGCCCCGGGCCCCGCGGUCUCCUCGCGCUUGGGAGCCGCCCGGUGGAGGCUCCUGCGGCAGGUCCUGAAGCAAAAACACCUGGAUGGUUGUCUACGACAUGUAUCUGUAAGAAGAUUUGAAUCAUUUAAUCUGUUUUCAGUAACAGAAGCCAAAGAAAGGGAAACUGAAGAGGAAUGUGGUGCAUGGGUCCAAUAUACAAGUGUCUUCUUCCCUGAAUACAGUAUUUCCUUAAGGCAUAAUAGUGGAUCUUUGAAUAUUGAAGAUGUUCUUACCAGCUUUGACAAUACAGGAAAUGUUUGCAUCUGGCCGGCUGAAGAGGUUUUGGCUUACUACUGCCUCAAGCACAGUGAGAUAUUCAGGGACCUUGCUGUGUGUGAGCUAGGGGGUGGCAUGACAUGCUUGGCUGGGCUCAUGGUUGCUAUUUCUGCAGAUGUCAAAGAAGUUCUGUUAACUGAUGGGAAUGAAAAGGCCAUCAGAAAUGUGAGAGACAUCAUCCAAAGGAAUCAGAAGGCUGGUGUGUUUAAGACUCAGAACGUAUCAAGCUGCGUUUUACGAUGGGAUAAUGAGACAGAUGUCUCUCAACUGGAAGGACAUUUUGACAUGGUUAUGUGUGCUGACUGCCUGUUUCUGGACCAGUACAGAGCCAGCCUCGUCGAUGCGAUAAAGAGAUUGCUCCAGCCCGGGGGGAAAGCAAUGGUAUUUGCCCCACGCCGAGGGACUACUUUAAACCAGUUUUGCAAUCUAGCUGAAAAAGCUGGCUUCUCUAUCCAGAGACAUGAAAAUUACGAUGAACACAUUUCAAACUUCCACUCCAAGUUGAAAAAGGAAAACCAGGAUAUAUAUGAAGAAAACCUUCAUUACCCACUUCUGCUUAUUUUAACCAAAAAUGGAGAGAAGACUAAGCUGCUCAAAAGAUGAAGAAAAACAUCAAGUACACAAGGAAUAUUUUCUAAAAACCAGAAGUCUGGAAUGUGUGUAAUAUGCAGCAAGCCAUUGGCUUCCUGUCCAGCCCCAAAGACGUGGUCAGCCCCACACCACCACCACCUUGGCGUCAUUCCACGUAUGAUUAUGAAGCCCACCUGUCCUCACCCACAUUAUUCCCCAGCCUCCCUGUGUCCUCUCUUUUUUUUCAGUCUGCUUAUUGCUCUUCCUGCACUAAACCUUUGUUUGUCUUUAAAUACCUAUAAACAGCCUUUCUGCUAUUUGAAUUGGACUUGUAAGCACCCUAAAUAUUUUUGCCUCUAAUUGAAACAGAAUUUCCUUUGGUGUUUGUCACCCCUAUUAAAAAAAAAAAAAAAAAUA
Messenger RNA from Pipistrellus kuhlii (Kuhl's pipistrelle), 1518 nucleotides. RefSeq names its product calmodulin-lysine N-methyltransferase (gene CAMKMT). Bases 136 to 1134 code for a protein of 332 amino acids. Gene Ontology annotation, molecular function: calmodulin-lysine N-methyltransferase activity. Lineage: Eukaryota; Metazoa; Chordata; Mammalia; Chiroptera; Vespertilionidae. The transcript has 11 exons. The record is from RefSeq and is a predicted model, not a curated record. Gene Ontology annotation, cellular component: cytoplasm.